This is a messenger RNA of Oncorhynchus mykiss (rainbow trout), 502 nucleotides long. Its product is annotated as heat shock protein beta-7. The record is from RefSeq and is a predicted model, not a curated record. NCBI's taxonomy places the organism in Eukaryota, Metazoa, Chordata, Actinopteri, Salmoniformes, Salmonidae.
CGCGUAGUGGACAGUGAAGUGUCCUCACAGUAAAGCAUUGGGCGGAUUAAUACAGUGGAAAACUGCUGAAUAUUUGCCAUUUCCACCAUCUACCUCCUCACUUCAACUUCAAAAUCCCGCAUGGAGAGAACUCAAGGCCACUCUCAUCCUACGGGGACGAUCCAGUCGAUGGGAGACAUGUACCUGUUCACAGUGGAUGUGAGUGAAUACUCUCCAGAGGAUGUCAUCAUCACAUCGUCAAACAACCUUAUAGAAGUCUAUGCGGAGAAGCUAGCAGAGGAUGGCACGGUUAGGAACACUUUUGCCCACAAGUGCCAGUUGCCGGGGGAUGUGGAUCCCAUGUCUGUGACAACCUCAUUGGAAAACAGUGGUGGCUGUCUGACUCUGACUGUCAAAGCCAGAAGAAAUUAGUCUUCCAUAGGAUGUGGGAGGCGUUGAAAAAGUUUAAACACACACACACACACACACACACACACACACACACACACACACACACACACAC